This is a messenger RNA of Theileria equi strain WA, 1560 nucleotides long. RefSeq lists its product as hypothetical. The coding region runs from base 1 to 1560 and encodes 519 amino acids. Lineage: Eukaryota; Apicomplexa; Aconoidasida; Piroplasmida; Theileriidae. The transcript has a single exon. The record is from RefSeq and is a predicted model, not a curated record.
AUGACAGAGGAGGAUAAAGCAGAUGUUAAACAACGGGUUCCCAGAUCUGCCAGACCUAAAAAGGCUCCUUUCCUUUUUCCUUUGGCUAUUUCAAAAGAUGUGAAUGACUCAGAUGUGACUUGCGUUGAGAAGAAAAAGGGAUAUCAUGUUGGAUAUUAUUUCGUAUCUCUGACAAAGAAGACAGAUCCAUUUCUUGGUAAAACUAGAGCAUAUGGAUACAAAUGCUAUAGACAUUCCAAACCAACAGAUUUGGAUGUUUCAAACUACUACUUCUUCUAUGCAUGGUACAAAGGAUAUCUUCAAAGUGGAAUCAAAAUAAACCAGAAGUCUUUCAAAAGCCUCUCGGCCUACUACUUUUCCCAUGAUACAAAUAACACAACGCCCCUUUUCAUUAGAGUGAAUCCAAAGGGGGAGGGGUAUUACGAGCGAACUUCAGCUGGCAAUGUAUGGAGAAAUGUCAGUCAAGUAGAUGAUUCCGAACUUUACAGCAAAUUUAUGGAAAUAGUGAAGAACACGAAAGUUUACCCAGUAGUAAUAAAUGUGACUGAGAGGAACGAAUAUUACAUAGAUGGGUAUAGGGAGGAUGAAUACCUAGCACGGUCAAAAGUACCCCGUAUUACCGUAACGAAUUCUCAAGAUUCCUUAUACAAAGGAUACGAAAUGAACACUCACAAGAUUAUUUCAUCAGAUGAGAGAUCUGAGGAAAACCAAUUAAAGGAUAUGAGAGUGAUUUCUACAAUUUACGGGGGACAUGCCUACGAGUUUAAAUCAAGUGUUUCUGACAAGAGAUAUUCCUGCGUUAGUGUAUACUAUUGGGACCUUAUUCCAGACAAAGUUUUACUUUUACAACUUGGAUAUGGUAAUACUUUCUACUGUCCAAAAGGGGGAGAAUGGACUAGUUUAACUGGUAUUUCCAAAGAAAAUCUAACCACAUAUUUAGAUUCUAUAAACUGCAUACAGAAUUCGGCCCAUUUUCUUGAUAUUGGUGAGACCUCAGAUUAUAUAUGUUGGAGUUGUGCCACCCAUAUUAUAUAUGUAGAACAAGAAUGUUUUGAAGGAAAUUGGACAAGAUGUACCCAUAAAAUGAGGGGGAAAUUUUCAGCUAACAAAUUUUGGUACAAGUACAUGCUACAAUCUGGACUACCAGCAACUAAGAAUGUAUCAGAAGUUCAUGUAUACUUUUCCAAUGGGAAACCUUUAAUGGUAGAUAUCGAUUCUGACAAUCCUAGAAACGAUCUAUUUGAGCUACACAAGGAAAAUGAGUGGAUAAGAUCCAAUAGAGGAUAUUCUGGGAGAAUAAAAUCCAUUCCCGAUAUCCUAAAAGAAAUCUGGACAAAUUAUCGAUGCAAUUCUGGGUUUAUAGAAACAAAAACAGAAGAAUCUUCUAUUGGUGGGCAAGAAUCUAUCCGAACAAGUGACUCUGAAAGCAUUACAAAAAUAGCAGUUGGAGGAGUUAGUGGUUCCAUAAUAACUAUACUGGGAGGCCUUGAGACUUUUGCAUUUUUUAAAUAUCCAAAUAAAAGCGUCAUAAGAUUAAUAACAAGCAUGUUCAACAAGUAG